This is a messenger RNA of Bufo gargarizans (Asiatic toad), 921 nucleotides long. RefSeq names its product serine/threonine-protein kinase SIK2-like. The record is from RefSeq and is a predicted model, not a curated record. The transcript is spliced from 4 exons. Gene Ontology annotation, biological process: intracellular signal transduction; protein phosphorylation; microtubule cytoskeleton organization. Lineage: Eukaryota; Metazoa; Chordata; Amphibia; Anura; Bufonidae. Bases 499 to 921 code for a protein of 140 amino acids. Gene Ontology annotation, molecular function: protein serine/threonine kinase activity; tau-protein kinase activity; ATP binding. Gene Ontology annotation, cellular component: cytoplasm.
UCCUGCACAGCUGCCUCCACUCCCAGCUCCUCCAUGCACAAUGCCUGCUGCAGCAAGUUCUCUAAAGUGACUUUCCAGGGGACCUGCCACCAGCUGGGCUUCACCCCCUGUCACCCUGGAGCUCCUGGAGGUGCAAUGAACCCCUUCCCUUCUGGAUAAACCCAAACUACAGGACAAUGACAACUCCAAGGUCUGUGCACGUUCCUCCAGGGAUUUGUCUCCUGGACGCCUGAAGUAGUUGCUGUUUUUUGUUUCCCCCCCCCACCCCUGGACAAUGCCUUCUGAUCACUAACUGGAAUUUGCCUCCUGGUAUUGCCCACCCCCCUAUACCUGCAGACCACCCCCCUGUACUCCUGCCCGCCAUGGACAACUGGCUCUGAUGGGGACAUUGUGUGGUUGGCAUCUCCUGCCUGCGCUCGUCCUGGGGGUGUGAUCGUGCCAGUUGAUGUCUUUUGCCCCUUUGUCGCUCGCCUCCUUCUCCUUGGCCCGGGUCCCAGCAUGGUCAUGGCGGAUUGUCAGAGGCAUCUACAGAGGGGUCCUGUCCGGGUCGGAUUCUAUGACAUAGAACGCACUUUAGGGAAAGGGAAUUUCGCCGUGGUGAAGCUGGCAAGGCACCGAAUUACCAAAACCGAGGUGGCAAUAAAGAUUAUUGACAAGUCUCAGCUGGAUGCUGUAAACUUGGAAAAAAUCUACAGAGAAGUACAAAUCAUGAAGAUGCUGGAUCAUCCCCACAUUAUCAAGCUUUAUCAGGUUAUGGAAACCAAAAACAUGCUUUAUCUUGUCACAGAAUAUGCCAAAAACGGAGAGAUAUUCGAGCUUGAAAACAGGGAUUUUCUUCUGCUCCUGACCUUAAAUGAUCAGCGCGUCUAUCUUGGAGAUCCCCGACCAUUUCCAAAUCAACUUCUGUUUAUGCAGUUUUAA